CUCCGAUGCAUCAGUAACAUUUAAUCUUUCCGUCCGUCCGUCCGUGUUGAGUGUGUGGAGACGCCCCAAACAGAAGCAUGAAGCUUCUGUCGUACAUUUUCACGCUCGAGCUGCUGUGGUGCGUUCUGGGCCCUGGCAUCGGGAUAGGAGUCUACUUUCUGACCUACUGGAACUGGAACACGCUGCCCAGUGGGGUUAAUCUGGCGGACGAGAACACAACCACCGAUGGACGUUUCGUGGCGGAACGGGCCCUGUACGAUCUGGGCGCCCUAACGAGCCGUGGGCCACGUGUGGCGGGCAGUGAAACCAACGAACGAUUUGCGGUCGAUUGGCUGUACGGAGCGAUCGAAACCGUUGCCCGUCAAGCACUUCCGGAGUAUGAAGUUACGUACGAGGUGCAGCGGGUCAGUGGCAGUUACUUCCUCGACUAUGACGACUAUCCCAUCACCAGCUACUACCGCAACGUGCAGAACCUGGUAGUGUCGAUCAAGCGGCGGGAUUCGUUCAGCGGCAAGUAUCUGCUGCUGAAUGCGCACUUCGACAGUGCCGUGACUAGUCCGGGCGCCGGUGACGACGGUACGAUGGUGGUCGUCAUGCUGGAACUGAUGCGCCAGCUGACACAGCACGCGCGAUCGCCCCUGCAGCAUGGCCUACUGUUUCUGUUCAACGGUUGCGAGGAGAACACCAUGCAGGGUGCGCAUGGGUUCGUGCGGGCCCAUCCGCUAGCCCAGUCGGUGGCCGCAUUCAUUAAUCUGGAUGUGGCCGCUAAUGCUGGUCGGGAGAUUAUGUUCCAAUCCGGACCGAACUACCCCUUCCUGAUGGCGUACUAUCGCGACUACGUACAACGACCCUACGCAAACACGCUCGGGGAGGAAGUGUUCCAGAUGGGGCUAGUGCCGUCCUUUACCGAUUACGAAACGCUCUCGAAACAGGGCGGCUGGCCCGGAUUGGACUUUGCGUUGUCGUCGUACGGAUACCUCUAUCAUACGGCGCUGGACGCACGGGAAACCAUAUCCGCCGGUACGCUGCAGCACAUCGGAGACAAUCUGCUCGGGCUUGUACGGGCGCUCGGCAGUGCCGACGAGCUCGGCAACAUCCAGGAGCAUCGCGAAGGAACGGCCGUGUUUUUCGACUUUAUGCAUCUGUUCCUUGUGUACUACACCGAAACGACGGCAAUGAUUGUGAACAUCGUGCUGGGCGUACUCUCGCUGGCACUGAUCGUCGGUACGCUGUUCAUGAUCAUGCGCAAGGAUGGUGCCGUCGGUAGUAACAUCCUGUUCGAAGCCGGCAUGACACUAAUCGUACAGACGCUCUCGAUCGUGCUCGGCGCUGGACUGUCCGUGCUGGUGGCCGUCAUUUUCGAUGCCUGCGGCCGUUCGAUGAGCUGGUUCUCGUCGACCUGGCUGCUGUUCGGGCUGUACUUUGUGCCGUGCAUCGGUGGUCUCACGCUGGGACCAUUUUUGUACGUUCAUUUUCGUAAAAUCCCGUUCCUGCACGAUCAAGGCCGGGUAAUACUGUUCCUGCACGCGCAGCACUGCAUCUACGCCGUCCUACUGAUAACGCUCUCGAUCGGUGGCAUUCGAUCCGCGUUUGUGCUGCUCUUUCCGAUCAUUUUUUACUGCUCCACCACGAUCGUUAACAUGAUCAUACAGUUUCGGCUACGAGUGUGGAUCUACGUGCAUCUGGUCGGUCAGCUGGUGCCGGUGAUUUACUUUUGCUCCCUAGCAGUUACACUGUUUGCCGUGUUCGUCCCAAUGACCGGUCGCAGUGACAAUCGCUCCAAUCCGGACCUGCAAAUGGCGCUGUUUGCCUCUCUUGUGACACUGCUGCUGGUCGGUUUGCUGACGCCGUUUAUAGUGCUGUUCCGUCGGAAGGUGUACGUGUUUUGUACCAUACUGUUACUGUUUCUAGUGACGGCGAUUGUGGCGGCCACUCCAGAAGGUUUCCCAUUCCGGGAGCGUACCUCGCCGCAAAGAUAUUACAUAUUUCAUCAUCAGCGAAACUUUUACUGGCCAAACGGAACACUGCGUGAUUCGGGUGCAAUCUACUACCUUCAUCCACAGGAUCGUCACACUCCGGAACUGUUACAAUCGGAGGUUCCCGAAUGGUCGGCGGCUCAGCUGCUCGGGGACGAAUGCGAAAAGGAACUCUACUGCGGUAUACCCUUCUACAUCAAUCGAUAUCACCGGCAGAGCGGCUCAAGCUACUGGCUGCCGGCAAUGGAACCACCGAUCUUCCCCGAACGGGUCAGUUUCGAAUUCGUUUCUCGUGAGGUACCCGCCCCAGGAAGGGUGCGUAUGUACUUUCGGGUACAAGGGCCAAGCCACAUGAGCUUGUACGUGUCACCGCUGGCCGGUCGGUCGCUUGUCGGGUGGAGUUUCAGUGAACGCAUCCCACCCAGCGGAAAGCGCUGGAAUGGACAGGAUGUGUACUUUGUGAACUUUUUCUCCGGAUCGAUGGAGUUAACUCCGUUCACAUUCUACAUUGAGAUUGAGCACGCAGCAGCAGGUACGGCGCAAUCGAGUGAUUCCCAUUUCUAUCUCUCGGUGGUCGCCCAGUACAUGCAUCACGACAGCGUGUACCGUGCGCGAGAGUUCCAAACACUGCUGGAUAAGAUGCCCAAGUAUGCGCACACCGUCGCCUAUCCAGGGUAUUUGGAAAGUUGGAUAUUCUAGGAAAUAAAACACAACAACCUAUUACA
Anopheles arabiensis is the source of this 2701-nucleotide messenger RNA. Its product is annotated as endoplasmic reticulum metallopeptidase 1-like. Gene Ontology annotation, molecular function: metalloexopeptidase activity. The record is from RefSeq and is a predicted model, not a curated record. NCBI's taxonomy places the organism in Eukaryota, Metazoa, Arthropoda, Insecta, Diptera, Culicidae. The transcript has 5 exons. The coding region runs from base 78 to 2675 and encodes 865 amino acids. Gene Ontology annotation, biological process: proteolysis.